AUGCCCUUAACAGUAGCACGAUAUUUCACGCUGCUUCUGUACUUGGUCCUUGUCCCCGUCCCCCAGUGUGGAGUGACCAGAGCAGAGGCGCAUCUUGCCCACUUCUCUGCUGCCCUCACAGAUAUCAGCAGGAGUUCAUUUUAUUCGAAGAUAAAGGGGAUAAAAACUAGUGUCUCACUACCCGGCUGCCUGUUUGAGGAUGACCUUUGCAAAUCUUUUGAAAUCUGUGUAAAUGAUGGAAUAUUUGGGAGAUGUCAGCGAGUGCCAGUAAUAGACAUCUAUAAAUAUGACAUUUCACCCCCUGUUCUUCAGCGCCUAAGGAUCAUCCUGGAGCAGCUCUCACACAGAGGUUUUACCUGGCAAGAUGAUUAUACACAGCAUGUUAUUGGUCAGGAACUCUCAACCAUUCACAAAAUCCACAACAAGCGCCCUGAUAUAUUUGCAUCUGAAGGAUCUGACACAGGAAGGACUUUGGGACAGAAUGCAGAUAAUGAAAGAAAUUAUGAUCUGGAAAAUGACGUGAACUUGGCCAAGUCUCUUCAGCAAUAUCUUAAAUAUCUCGGUAUUGUCUCCCAGUCUGCAGCUACAAAAUUGUAUCCGGGGAAGACGAAUGACAAAGCUUCUGUCAAGAGCUCCAUCUAUAAGGAUCCUAUCAGGUACUACAUGAUGCAAAAACCCAAAGAAAGAGCACCUCCUUUGGCCCAUGCAUUAACAUCCUAUCAACAGCACGCUGAAAAUCUCCAUGGGAGGACCUUCAACCAGCCUCAGCCAGACAAGUUCUCGCCGGAGUCAGAAAUGGGGCUUGACCAAAAAACGCUGAUGGCUGCACUGCAUACGUACGUCACUCAGAACUUGUCAGCCCAAAGCGAUGAUAGAAGCUCUCACAGCAGGACUAAAGGGUCCCACAUUUAUGCUGAUAGAGUCUACUCUUCGCAAGUCAGUCCUUUUGAUGGAACUUUUGCCAAAGGAAAAGCAGCAGAUUUCAAAAUGAAGAAGCUGUUGCAGCCAAGACCUGCGUCUGGAGUGCUGGGGCCAACCCCUGAGAUCCUGAAUCAUAAAUCUGCUUCCCAGGAUGAGCCAAAGGACCCUCUGAGUGUAGUGGAUGAGACACUUAUUAAAGAUGUGUUGAAGGACCUAGAGAAACACCAAGUGAAUGUGGAGAAUCUCAGCUCAACAGAACUGGAUGAGAUCGCUGAUACUAUCGCCAAUGCAAUUCAAACUGUUGGCAUUCAGGAAGAAAAAGAAAAGGGUGCUGGAAAAACUAAAGAAGACAAAACAGAAGCACAAAUGAAGAAAGGAGAUGCUCAAGGAAGGGCAGAGGUUCAGACUGGAUUAGUGGAAAACAGUGUUAAUGUACCAGACGAUGGAGUGCAUGAAGCCAGUGUGAGAACUGAUAAAGAGGAGAACACUGAAAAACUAGUUAACUUCCUGAACGAGAAUCCAUUACCUGAAAAUAUGCCUAAAGACCUUAUACCUGAAGAAUCUACUAAGACAGAAACCAAGAAAUCUGAAGACACUGACUCUUCUUCCUCAGAAGAAGUAAAUGCUGGUGUGGAAAAUGUAAAAAGUGAGACUUUCUCAAGGGAACUGACAGCUGCAAAGAACAGUGAAUCUGACACCAAAGACCAGAGCGAGACCCGCUACUGGAUUAAGAACGCUUUAAUGCAGGAUGGAAACUCCUAUGAAAAGCCUCAGAAAAAUAUGGGACAAGGCUUACAACUUGAAGUGAAGUCUUCUGAGGAGAAAGAAUACGGCUAUAUUGUGACAAUGAAAGACCCCCUGAGUGUGGAAAAGGGCUUGGAGUUAAUAAAAGAAGUGGCAGAUCUCCUGAAGCUGCAGAUGAGUGCCUUCGAUGAUGUCAACGUGCUGGGACCAGCUGUGACCUUCAGAGUGCACUCAAACCUCCAAAACGUUUCAACUGCAGAUGUUGCCAAAGCAGCAGCCAUAAACAAAGAGAAGCUUGAAAAAACAACUGGACUGAAAAUUCUGCAGACUGGUGUGGGGGAGAAAAGCAACGUCCCGCCGGUCCCGCAGCGCAGGGAAGAGGCAGAGUCCACCAAAUUCCUCCUCCUCACCCUCCUCUCCCUCGCCUGCAUCGCCGGGGUCCUGGCGGCGUCGGGGGUCGCCUACUGCCUCCGCCACCGCGCCCACCACCGCCUGAAGGAGAAGCUCUCGGCCCUGGGGGCCGACGCCGGCUCCGACGCUCCCACUGCUUAUCAGGAGCUAUGCCGUCAGCGCAUGGCAGUGAAAACGUCUGAUCGCCCGGAGCCCCUGCAUGCUUCUCGAAUAAAUAGCGUUUCUUCACAAUUUAGUGAUGGGCCCAUUCCCAGCCCCUCGGCCCGGAGCAGCACGUCGUCCUGGUGUGAGGAGCCAGUCCAGUCCAACAUGGACAUCUCCACCGGCCACAUGAUCUUGUCCUACAUGGAAGAUCACCUGAAAAACAAGAAUCGUCUGGAGAAAGAGUGGGAAGCUCUGUGUGCUUAUCAGGCUGAACCCAAUGCCACCACUGUUGCACAGCAGGAGGAAAAUAUCCAGAAGAAUCGCUCACGGGCUGUAGUACCAUAUGAUCAUUCCAGGAUAUGUCUGAAAGGUGAAAAUAGCCAUGACAAUUCAGACUACAUCAAUGCUAGCCCAAUUAUGGACCAUGACCCCCGAAACCCUGCAUAUAUUGCCACCCAGGGCCCUCUCCCUGCUACUGUCGCUGACUUCUGGCAGAUGGUCUGGGAGAACGGCUGUGUCGUUAUUGUCAUGCUGACACCCCUCGCAGAAAACGGAGUCAAACAGUGCUACCACUAUUGGCCAGACGAAGGGUCAAACCUCUACCACAUCUAUGAGGUAAACCUUGUUUCUGAGCACAUCUGGUGCGAGGAUUUCCUGGUGAGGAGCUUCUACCUGAAGAACCUGCAGACGAACGAGACCCGCACAGUGACACAGUUCCACUUCCUCAGCUGGAAUGAUCAGAGGGUUCCUGCUUCCACAAGAUCACUUCUGGAUUUCCGCAGAAAAGUAAACAAGUGCUACAGGGGUCGCUCUUGUCCAGUAGUUGUUCAUUGCAGCGAUGGUGCAGGAAGAAGUGGAACCUACAUUCUAAUUGACAUGGUUCUCAAUAAAAUGGCCAAAGGUGCUAAAGAGAUUGAUAUUGCUGCUACCCUGGAGCACUUGAGGGACCAGAGACCAGGCAUGGUCCAGACAAAGGAGCAGUUUGAGUUUGCUUUGACAGCGGUUGCAGAGGAAGUGAAUGCAAUACUCAAGGCACUUCCCCAGUGAGCGGCUCGGUCUCCCAAAGGUUCCCGCAGGAUCCAUCCCUCGUUUUCCUCAUCCUCAGUCCCUGUGAAUGUUCUUGGAAACC
This is a messenger RNA of Gymnogyps californianus (California condor), 3349 nucleotides long. RefSeq names its product protein tyrosine phosphatase receptor type N2 (gene PTPRN2). The record is from RefSeq and is a predicted model, not a curated record. Lineage: Eukaryota; Metazoa; Chordata; Aves; Accipitriformes; Cathartidae. The transcript is spliced from 23 exons. Gene Ontology annotation, molecular function: protein tyrosine phosphatase activity. The coding region runs from base 1 to 3267 and encodes 1088 amino acids. Gene Ontology annotation, cellular component: secretory granule. Gene Ontology annotation, biological process: protein dephosphorylation.